Molecule: messenger RNA, 3681 nt
Organism: Hevea brasiliensis (rubber tree)
Lineage: Eukaryota; Viridiplantae; Streptophyta; Magnoliopsida; Malpighiales; Euphorbiaceae
Product: probable LRR receptor-like serine/threonine-protein kinase At1g56140
Exons: 25
Coding region: 253-3441 (1062 amino acids)
Biological process (GO): protein phosphorylation
Molecular function (GO): protein binding; ATP binding; protein kinase activity
Source: RefSeq, a predicted model, not a curated record
GCUCUUUCGUCCUCUCACUUUGAAAAAUAAUAAUUACAAUUAGAAAUAAAAACAGAUUAGGUACGGAUGACGAUGGAAUCUUGCCAUUAAAGCAAAGGAGUAGAUGUCUUAUCCCUUGUGUAAAGAGCAGAGGGACAGAAACAGAGACAGAGAGGAUUAUUGAUUCGAUUGCGAAGCUGCUGCAACCUUCUUCAGUGUUGUGUUGUAUCUACUUCAUCUUUUUCUAUCAACUUCACGCCUCUGGUGCUCCGAAUGCUACUGCAGACCCAGAUGAAGCAGAGAGACAGAGACAGAGAUGAGAGGAUUAUGGAUUCGAGUGUGAAGCUGCUGCAACCUUCUUCAGUGGUCUUCUGUUGUAUCUACUUCAUCUUUUCCUCUCAACUUCACAUUUCCGGUGCUCAAAAUGCUACUACAGAUCCAGAUGAAGUGAGGGCUCUAAACUCGAUAUUCCAGCAAUGGGAUACACAAUCGGUGGCACUGUGGAAUAUAAGUGGAGAGCCAUGCACUGGAACUGCCAUUGACCAAUCAGAUUUUGAAGCUGUUGGCAACAAUCCAGCCAUCAAAUGCGAUUGCACCUACAAUGAUGGUACUACCUGCCACAUCAUUCGAUUGAGAGUGUAUGAUUUGAACAGACAAGGAGUGAUUCCGGAAGAAAUUCUAGUUUUGAAAAAACUAAUUUUUCUGAAAAUUGACAAAAAUUAUUUCACGGGUCCGUUGCCUGCAUUUAUUGGAAAUUUAACUGCAUUAAGGGGUUUGUCAAUUGCUCACAAUGCAUUUUCUGGGACGAUCCCGAAGGAACUUGGAAACUUGAAAGAUCUAACUUUGCUGUCCCUUGGUGUAAACAAUUUCUCUGGGACUCUACCUCCAGAAAUCGGUAACUUAGUCAAACUUGAGCAGAUAUAUAUUAAUAGCUGUGGAUUAAGUGGUGAAAUUCCCUCAACAUUUGCCAACCUCAGAAGGAUGAGAAUCUUGUGGGCAUUUGAUAAUCCUUUCACUGGCAAGAUACCAGACUUCAUUGGGAAUUGGACAGAGCUUACAACAUUGAGAUUACAGGGGAAUUCUUUUGAAGGUCCAAUACCAUCGAGCUUUUCUCAAUUGGUCUCAUUGACCACUUUUAAUAUGAGCACAAAACCAUGCAGAAGACUUGGUGAUUUACAUAAUGUCAGCUCUACUCUUGAUUUUGUGAAGAAUUUGAAGAACUUAACUGACUUGAUUUUGAGGAAUGCAUUGAUCACCGGUACUAUUCCACUUAACAUUGGAGAAUACCAAACCUUAAAAAUAUUGGAUUUAAGCUUCAACAACUUGACAGGAGAAAUUCCAAGCGCUUUGUUCAGUUUGAGUUCCCUUGAGUACUUGUUUCUUGGAAACAAUAGUCUAUCUGGAACCAUUCCGAACCAAAAAAGUGACUCUCUUCAAACUAUAGAUUUGUCUUACAAUCACCUUACGGGAAUUUUUCCUUCAUGGGUAAACCCAAAUAUGCAAUUGAACUUAAUAGCCAACGACUUCGUGUUUGACAACUCAAACAUAAGUGUGAUGCCAGGAUUGAACUGUCUACAGAGAAAUUUUCCUUGCAAUAGGAAUGCUCCACGUUAUGCAAAUUUUUCAAUCAAAUGUGGUGGCCCAGAGAUGCGUUCUGGUGGCAUAUUGUAUGAGGCUGAAAAUUCAUCCAUGGGCCCAGCAUCAUUCCAAGUAAUCACAAGUAAAAAAUGGGCAGUCAGCAUUGUGGGUUUGUUUGCUGAUAGACAGGAUCCAUCAUACAUUGAAGAUACCUUGUCACAAGUGGCCAGCACCAACACUCCAGAACUUUAUCUGACUUCAAGGGUAUCCCCUAGUUCAAUUAGAUACUAUGGCCUAGGUCUUGAAAACGGGCUUUACAACAUAAGCUUAUUAUUUGCGGAAACAGCACUUAAACAUAGAAGCUCUCGAGUUUGGGAGAGCAUUGGAAGGCGUGUUUUUGACAUCUAUAUUCAGGGAAUUCGCCAGGACAAGGACUUUGACAUAUCAGAGGAAGUAGGUGGAGUUGAGAGAGCUAUUACAAAGCAUUUUAUUGCUAAUGUUUCUGGGAACCAUCUUGAAAUUCACUUGUUUUGGGCGGGUAAGGGGACCUGCUGCACACCCGUACAAGGCUAUUAUGGACCAAUCAUUUCAGCACUAAGUGUUGUUUCAGGUUUUAGACCAACUGUUAGUGGAAUACCGCCAGAUAUUCCAAAGAAGAAGAGCAGGCCGGGUUUGAUUAUUGGUAUUUCUGUGUCUGCUGGAAUCAUGAGCUUUGUACUGAUAUUUGUAUUUCUUUACAUCAGGAGAAGACAAAGCAAGUUAGAUGAGGAAGUGCUUUCUGGAAUAGGCCAUAGACCUUAUACAUUUACUUACGCAGAGUUGAGAAUGGCCACAAAAGAUUUUAGUCCCUCAAAUCAACUAGGAGAGGGGGGAUAUGGACCGGUAUACAAGGGUACACUUUCUGAUGGAAGGGAAGUAGCUGUGAAGCAACUCUCCCUAGCAUCUAACCAGGGGAAGAAUGAAUUCAUAGCUGAGAUUGCUAUCAUAUCUGCAGUUCAACAUCGCAAUCUUGUGAAACUGCAUGGAUGCUGCAUUGAAGGAAAUAGACGGCUCUUGGUUUAUGAAUAUCUUGAAAACAAGAGUGUUGAUCAAGCAAUAUUUGGAAAAACUAGCUUGCAUCUCGACUGGCCAACACGCUUUAAUGUAUGCUUAGGAACUGCUAGAGGGCUAGCUUACCUCCAUGAGGAGUCAAGGCCAAGGAUUGUACACAGAGAUGUGAAAGCAAGUAACAUUUUGCUUGAUGCAGAACUUUGCCCCAAGAUAUCUGAUUUUGGAUUAGCAAAGUUGUAUGAUGACAAGAAAAGCCACAUAAGCACUCGAGUCGCAGGAACCAUUGGCUAUUUGGCACCGGAGUAUGCAAUGCGUGGACAUCUAACAGAAAAAGCUGAUGUUUUUAGCUUUGGUGUUCUUGCUUUAGAGAUCCUCAGCGGAAUGCCAAACUGUGAACACAAUUUGGUUGAGAAUAGGAUAUAUCUUCUUGGAUGGGCAUGGACUCUGUAUGAAAAUAACCAAAGUUUGGCAUUGGUGGAUCCAAGUUUGAUGGGUUUUGAUGAAGAUGAAGCUCUUCGAGUUAUAGGAGUCGCUCUCUUAUGUACUCAGGCAUCACCAAUAACGCGGCCAACAAUGUCAAGAGUUGUGGCAAUGCUUGCUGGAGACAUUGAAGUGAGUCCUGUUACAGCAAAGCCAAGCUACUUGAGUGAUUGGGAUCUCAAGGAUAUAAACUCUGAUACUAAAACAUAUACUGAAUCUGAGAUUAGCAGCAACAAGACACAUGAAAGCCAUUAUAACAAGCCAAUCAAUCUUAAUCUAGGGGUUGAUCCAGCACACAGUCCACUAAAUAUCACAGAACCAAGGGUUAGUGACCUCGUUGGGGAGGGAAGGUAAGUGGUGUGUUCACGGCUAGAGAUUAUAGGCUAUAUACCAUACAAUUUUUUUUGGCCAGGAUGCUUCAUAUUGGCCCCCCCCCCCCCCCCCCCCCCCCUUCUUUUUUUUUUUUCCUUUUGUUUAGAAGACCUGUACAUCAGCUUCCCAUCACUUCAUAUAAUUCAUAUUGCCCUUGGCUAAAUAUUGAAGUACAAGGUCUAGUAAAUUAGAAAAAGAAAUGAGGAUUUUUUUUUUUUUUAA